GCUAGGAGACGGGAACGCCAGCCUGCUAGGGGAGCCUCGACCCGUAGGCCUUGGCUGGUCAGUGGAGGCUGAGCGACAACGGAUUUGACUUCCCCGGGUGCCCCGCGCCUCCUGGGCUGAAGACACGCGGCUGCCCCGGCCUCGAGGAGCCAUGGAGCCUGGAAAGAGAAGAACCAAAGAUGACACUUGGAAAGCAGAUGACCUUAGAAGACACCUAAAGGCUGUACAAUCAGGUAGUCCCAAGGAAGAGAAGAAACUCAGAGAAAAGAAGACGCACAAGGAGUCAGAACUGGGUCUUCUUGAUUACAGAGAACACAAGAGCAGGGACCCAGACCGGGAGGCCCGCCACAAGGAGAGGACUGCCGAGAGAGACCUUCACCCCUCCACAGAGCGUCCUCGUGGGGAGAGAGACCGGGAGAAGCACAAGGAAAGGAGGAAAGACGUGAAAGACCGUGAGAAAGACAGGCCGAAAGAAAGACAUCGAGAGCAAGAUUCAGAGAAGGUUCAUAGUCGAGGCAAAGACAGAGAGAGAGAGAAAGACAGAAGGGCCAGGAAAGAAGAGCUCAGGCAGACUGCUGCCUACCAUGACCUCCUGGUUAGAGAGGUGCGCGGCCGGCAGAUGCUGGAGAGAGUGGAAAAGAAGGUCCGCGCAGGAAUGCGGCAGCUGUGUGCACCUGCAUCCGGCUUUUACAUGGGUUCUGGGAUUUCCCUGUUGGUUUCAAAGCUGCAGUACGGAGACAGUAAAGAGAAUCCUCUCAACUACUGGCUGUAUAAAGAGGAAGGUGAAAAGAAGCACAGGAAGGUGAGAGAUACAGAUCGGGACAAGAGACACCGAGACAGAAGCAGCACGAGGGAGAAAAGAGAGAAACAUUCAAAAGAAAAGGGGAACUCGCUCUCUGACAGGGAAGUGGAAGAGAGACACCGAGAGAAGCGGCACAAGGAAGGACUCCAUCAUGAUGAGGAGAGGCGCCGCAGUCACGCAGAUAAAAGAGAGAGAUCUGGGAGAGAGGAGCACAAGAGGAGGGAAGCGAAGGAACCUGAAAAGGAAGACAUUGAUUUAGAGGCUACUGCGGCUGAUGAAUAUUUUGAAGAUGAUUUUGAAGAUUAUGAAGAUGACUUUGAGGUUUGUGAUGGAGAUGAUGACAGCAAUAAUGAGCAUGACUCUAAAGAAAAGGCUGAAGAACUUCCUCUAGCCCAGAAAAGGGAGAUACAAGAAAUUCAAAAGGCAAUCAGUGCGGAGAAUGAAAGGGUUGGAGAGUUAUCUUUGAAACUGUCUCAGAAGCAAGGUCGAAUGGAGUAUGAGAAGGAGCCCUGGGAAGAUGGAAAUGAUUCCAUUUCCAGAGCCCCUGUUUGUGGAAUUUUUGUGGAUUUUGUAACAGCCUCACAUCGCCAGAAGAGCCGGAGUCAGGCCCUCAAACAAAAGACAAGAAGCACAAAACUGCUCCGGCUUAUUGAUUUAGAUUUUUCAUUCACCUUUUCUCUCUUGGACCUACCACCAGUAAAUGAAUAUGACAUGUAUAUUAGGAACUUCGGGAAAAAGAAUACCAAACAGGCGUAUGUUCAGUACAAUGAAGAUAAUGUUGAAAGAGACGUCCAGACUGAUGAUAUAGAAACCAGGGAAGUGUGGACCCAGCACCCAGGAGAAGGCUCUGUUGUAUCUGGAGGUAGUGAAGAAAAAGACUUCUCUGAUGUCACAGUUGUACCAAAGAUUGACACUCCACGGUUGUCUAGUUUUCUCCGGGCAGCAUGCCAGGUGGUUGCUGUUUUGCUUGAAGAGGACCGUUUGGCUGCUGGGCCCAGCCAGAAUCCCCGGGCUCAAGACAAAGCUCUGAACAUCAGUGAGAGUUCCUCCCAGCUGAACACAAACCUGCCGUUCCUUCAGGGGCGGAAAGUAUCCUGUUUGCAUGCCUCUCGAGUUCAGAGGCAGACUGUGGUUUCUGUUCAUGACUUACCUGAAAAGGCAUUUGCCCCAUCUCUGGAUAGCCGGCACCUCCUCUGUGUGUGGGAUAUUUGGCAGCCUUCAGGGCCCCAGAAGGUUCUGAUAUGUGAAUCAAAGGUCACAUGUUGCUGCUUCAGCCCCUUAAAAGCAUUUUUGCUGUUUGCCGGAACAGUCCACGGCUCUGUGGUCCUUUGGGACUUAAGAGAAGACUCCAGGAUACACCAUUAUGUGAGACUGAGCAAUUGUCUCUGGGCCUUCCGGACCCCAACAUUUUCCACUGAUGGAGUCCUCACAUCAGUGAACCACCAAAGUCCUCUUCAAGCCAUAGAGCCGGUUGUUACAUCUGCUUACAAGAAACAGAGCUUGGUGCUUUCACCCUUUUCUACUCAAGAAGAAAUGGCAGGCUUGUCAUUUCACAUCGCUUCCCUGGACGAGAGUGGUAUUCUCAAUGUGUGGGUGGUUGUUGAAUUACCAAAGGCAGAUAUCUCUGGUUCAAUGAGUGAUUUAGGUUUGAUACCUGGAGGGAGGGUCAAAUUGGUGCACAGUACUGCGAUCCAUCUGGGCAACAGUCUUUCCCAUAAAGAUAGUGAAUUCUGGGGGUCCACACAAACACUAAGUGUCAAAUUUCUGCCUUCGGAUCCUAAUCACUUUGUUGUCGGCACCGACAUGGGACUUAUAAGCCACAGUACCAGACAAGAUUGGAGAGUAUCUCCCAAGGUGUUCAGACCUCAGCAACAUGGUAUCAGACCAAUAAAAGUUAAUGUGAUCGAUUUUUCACCGUUUGAAGAAACCGUAUUCUUGGCUGGCUGCUCAGAUGGAAGCAUCAGAUUGCACCAGCUGACGUCCGAGAGGCCUUUCAUGCAGUGGGACAGCAGCACCAGUGGCCACUCUGUCACUAGCCUGCAGUGGUCCCCAACCAGGCCUGCUGUGUUCCUGGUCCAGGAUGAUGCAUCCAGGAUCUAUAUCUGGGACCUUCUUGAGAAUGACUUGGGUCCUGUGGCUCAACAGUCCAUCUCUCCAGACAGGCUUGUGGCCAUGACCAUCAUGGGGGAUCCCGAGAAGGUCAGUGGUAGCUUUAUGGCCCUGGUGUUGGCCAGGGCCUCUGGCACAGUUGACAUCCAGUACCUGAAGAGGCGGUGGACCACCCCAGCGGCGGAUGAGCACAGCCAGCUGCACGUGCUUCUUCACAAGUGAAAACUUAGUGUCAGGAGGAUGACGAGUACCUAAGACUUGAUUACAAGAUGGAUCCCUUGACUCUGUGUUGAUGUGAUUUGUGUACAUAGGAUAUGUAUAUUCUGUACAUAAUUUGUUUUAGAAGAACGGUACUUUGGUAUUCCCAGAAAUAAAUCACUAUUUUUAAUGGAAACAAUGAACAUUUUAGUGUAUACUGAACUUCAAAGGAAAUACUGAGUGAUGUCCAGAAAGCUCGACUAAGAGUAUUUGCAGUUAUUUUUGGAACAAUUUAAAAAUACUGUCAUAAUUAUACUACUGGAUUUUAAACAGC
Molecule: messenger RNA, 3443 nt
Organism: Microtus ochrogaster (prairie vole)
Lineage: Eukaryota; Metazoa; Chordata; Mammalia; Rodentia; Cricetidae
Gene: Dync2i1
Product: WD repeat domain 60
Exons: 22
Coding region: 152-3133 (993 amino acids)
Biological process (GO): intraciliary transport
Cellular component (GO): cytoplasmic dynein complex
Molecular function (GO): dynein heavy chain binding; dynein light chain binding
Source: RefSeq, a predicted model, not a curated record